Vigna unguiculata (cowpea) is the source of this 1674-nucleotide messenger RNA. RefSeq names its product vacuolar ATP synthase subunit C (VATC) / V-ATPase C subunit / vacuolar proton pump C subunit (DET3) (gene DET3). Gene Ontology annotation, cellular component: vacuolar proton-transporting V-type ATPase, V1 domain. NCBI's taxonomy places the organism in Eukaryota, Viridiplantae, Streptophyta, Magnoliopsida, Fabales, Fabaceae. The record is from RefSeq and is a predicted model, not a curated record. Gene Ontology annotation, molecular function: proton-transporting ATPase activity, rotational mechanism. Gene Ontology annotation, biological process: proton transmembrane transport.
AAGGGAGGAUAAGGAGAGGAAAGGAAAGAUGAUAUGUUAGUAGUAGUAGCAGCUGAGGUGAGACAUAUUUUGAUUGGUCGUUUUCCUUAGGUGCCAAUGCGUUUUGGUGUGUGAUUGCGUUUUGAUCCGAUCAUAGCAGAGGAAGGAAAGAAGGAAGGUAACAAUGGCGAGUAGGUACUGGGCAGUGUCUCUUCCCGUCCACAACUCCGCAUCUCAACUGUGGAACCAAAUUCAGGAACGAAUCUCCAAACAUUCCUUCGACACUCCUCUCUACCGAUUCAAUAUCCCUAAUCUCCGCGUCGGAACCCUAGAUUCUCUGCUCUCUCUCAGUGAUGACCUCGCCAAGUCGAACAAUUUCGUGGAAGGAGUGACGCACAAGAUCAGGCGCCAGAUUGAGGAGCUCGAGAGAGUUUCUGGCGUGGACAGCGGCGGCCUCACCGUUGACGGUGUCCCCGUGGAUUCCUACUUGACUAGGUUUGUUUGGGAUGAAGCUAAGUACCCCACCAUGUCGCCUUUGAAGGAGAUCGUGGAUGGUAUUCACAGUCAAGUGGCAAAGAUUGAGGAUGAUCUCAAGGUUCGUGUUUCUGAGUAUAACAAUAUUCGUAGUCAGCUUAAUGCUAUCAACCGAAAGCAAACUGGAAGCUUAGCAGUCCGUGAUCUUUCCAACUUGGUAAACCCAGAGGACAUUAUAACUUCAGAAAAUUUAACUACCCUCCUAGCAAUUGUUUCCAAGUAUUCACAGAAAGACUGGCUUUCAAGCUACGAAACAUUGACAAAUUAUGUGGUCCCCAGGUCAUCUAAGAAGUUGUACGAGGACAACGAAUAUGCUCUGUAUACUGUAACACUCUUCAGUCGAGUUGCAGAUAAUUUUAGAACUAGUGCACGGGAAAAAGGGUUCCAAAUUCGUGACUUUGAAUACAGUCAAGAAACACACGAGAACCGAAAGCAAGAGUUAGAUAAAUUGGUGCAAGAUCAGGAAAGACUGAGGGCUUCUCUAUUGCAAUGGUGCUUUACCAGUUAUGGAGAGGUUUUCAGUUCCUGGAUGCACUUUUGUGCUGUGCGUUUAUUUGCCGAGAGCAUUCUGAGAUAUGGUCUGCCACCAUCUUUCUUGGCAUGUGUCUUGGCACCGUCUGUAAAAUCUGAGAAGAAAGUGCGCUCUAUCCUUGAAGCGUUGAGUGAUAGUACAAACAGUGGAUACUGGAAGGUUGAGGAUGACGUAGGUGCUGGGAUGGUUGGUCUUGCAGGUGAUUCCGAUGCCCACCCUUAUGUUUCUUUCACUAUCAAUCUUGCUUGAACACUAAGAAACCUGCCCUGGCUCCUAAUUUAAAGUUCGCUAAGGUCUCCUUUGGUCAGCCAAUAAUGCCAAUGCAGAAAGGAUUUGAAGAUAUUGUACAUUACGAUCAUUUUGCAUUCUUUGAUAUUUAUCUAUACUAUAACUGAAGCAAUUAAAGUUUGAAGAGGGUCUGAUGAAUUAUAAGGCUAGCGUCUGGUGCCAGGAUUGACCAUUAGCAAUUUGUAUUGUUUGGUGUAAGUUUUAUUGUAUGCGAUUAUGUGAACUUGGAUAGCUGACACUCUUGCUCAUCCCUUUAGAGAAUAAUACAGCCCUUCGGAGUGUAAGAAUACUCUUAUUCCUACGCAAUAAUGUUGUUUGUUGUUGUACUUCUCAAAUUUAAA